This is a messenger RNA of Abrus precatorius (Indian licorice), 1070 nucleotides long. Its product is annotated as PGR5-like protein 1B, chloroplastic. Lineage: Eukaryota; Viridiplantae; Streptophyta; Magnoliopsida; Fabales; Fabaceae. The transcript is spliced from 7 exons. Gene Ontology annotation, cellular component: chloroplast thylakoid membrane. The coding region runs from base 31 to 846 and encodes 271 amino acids. Gene Ontology annotation, molecular function: oxidoreductase activity, acting on iron-sulfur proteins as donors. Gene Ontology annotation, biological process: photosynthetic electron transport in photosystem I. The record is from RefSeq and is a predicted model, not a curated record.
ACGUAUCAGAAACAAUCACGAGGGAAUGUGAUGGCUUUGAGAAUGAACGUGGUUCAGUUGUCCAGAAUCAGAAGCAACCGCCCCCUCUCUUUCUUCUCCGUUCGAGCCUCCGCCACCUGCGACGACCGUCCCCGUGGACCUUCCUGCAUAUACGUUGGCCCCCUCCACUCCGCCAGCAAAGAGACCCUUGAAGCUCUUUACUCUCAAGCACGGGAUGCAUAUUACAGUGGAGAGCCUUUGAUAGUUGAUGACAUGUUCGAUAGAGUAGAGUUGAAGCUUAAGUGGUAUGGUUCUAAGUCAGUCGUCAAGUAUCCUCGAUGCAGUAUCAGGAGGCAAUCAACAUAUUCUGAUGCUGAGGAAGAUCUGUCCAUGGCUUUAGCAUUGGCAUGCACAUGGUCCCUAUUUCUUGCACUUGGCUGUUCAGCAUGUGUUGGGCCCAUAUUGUACUCCCAUAAAAAUGCAUUCGAUUCAGGAUUAUCAUAUGGUAGCCGGGCAUCAGGACUAGGGCUUCUUUUUAUGGUGAAUAGCAUUAUCUUCAUGGUGCUGGGUUUGCUCAUUGGGUACCCAGUUGCUUCAGCUUCAGUGAAGGUGCUUCAAGGCCUGUGGAGGAAUGACUUGGUGGCACUAAAGGGUUCAUGUCCAAAUUGUGGAGAAGAGGUAUUUGCAUUUGUGAGAACAGACAAGGCUAAUAAUAACUCACCACAUAGAUCAGAUUGUCAUGUAUGUGAAUGCUUAUUGGAAUUUCGCACCAAAGUUGAGAAGCAAUCGGUUUCAAGAUUAGGUAGACAAUGGGUGUACGGUCGUAUUUACCUUGUUCGCAGAUCCAGACGCCAGAGGGAGCUUUAGACUUUCUUCCCAAUGUGUAGCUUACACACGACUGUGAAUUGUAGGUAGUAAGGAACAGAAGAAAAACCAAUUUCUGUUUAGUUCCAAUUCUUAGGCCGAAAAGUUGUCAGAAAUCAAGAACCAACUUGUAACACUUUUCGGACGGAAUUAAUUUUAAUUUGCACAACAGGCAUCAAAUCAAACAAGAUCUUUUAAAAUGUCGCCGAAGUUCGGAAAUAUAGCAA